Messenger RNA from Drosophila busckii, 1240 nucleotides. It is a transcript of the gene dpr7, whose product is annotated as zwei Ig domain protein zig-8. Lineage: Eukaryota; Metazoa; Arthropoda; Insecta; Diptera; Drosophilidae. The record is from RefSeq and is a predicted model, not a curated record. The transcript has 10 exons. Bases 208 to 1155 code for a protein of 315 amino acids. Gene Ontology annotation, cellular component: neuron projection membrane. Gene Ontology annotation, biological process: synapse organization.
UUUUAUGUGACAGAAAUGUAAUAUUUUACUGAAAACCAACGAAAUAAAUGUUAAUAUUUCAUAUUUUAUGAAGUCUGACAACUUUUGUCUGUGUGUUGACAAAAUUGUGCGGGCAAGUGUACGAAAAAUACUUCGUGUGCUCCAAAAAUGCAGUUUGGAUCACAUAAAUAAUUUACUUAUGUAUUACACUGAGUCUUAACGGAUAUUAUGGCUUCAUUUGAAAGGAGAAACUGCAUGGAAAAUUUACAAAAGGUUACACCAAUAAUCUUUUUGAUUUUAAAUUUUAAUAGUCGUCUUCAGCAUAUCUGUGCAUCAUCGUUCACAAAUAAUGAUAUAGCCGAUGUGGCCAAGCCCUACUUUGACGACAUAAGUCCCAGAAAUAUUUCGGGUGUCGUUGAUGAAGCAGCAAUUCUAAGAUGCCGAGUUAAGAAUAAGGGAAAUCGUACAGUAUCUUGGAUGCGAAAAAGGGAUCUGCAUAUUCUCACAACAAAUAUUUAUACCUACACUGGGGAUCAACGCUUUUCAGUAAUGCAUCCACCAAACACUGAUGAUUGGGACUUGAAGAUUGAUUACGCUCAACCACGGGACAGCGGCAUUUACGAGUGUCAAGUGAAUACUGAACCUAAAAUAAAUUUGGCAAUUACUUUAGAAAUAUCUGCAGAGAGCGAAAUAAGAGAAAAGAACUCAGAAAUACUCUACUAUGAUGCAAAAGCUGCCAGAGCAAAAAUCUUGGGAUCGACUGAGAUCCAUGUUAAGAAAGACAGUACUAUUGCAUUGGCCUGCGCGGUAAAUGUUCAUGCCUCGUCCGUGCUGUGGUACCACGGAUCAUCAAUAGUAGACUUUGAUUCGCUUCGCGGCGGGAUAAGCUUGGAAACUGAAAAAACCGAUACUGGCACCACCAGUCGUCUGAUGUUAACUCGUGCUUCCCUCAGAGACUCGGGCAACUACACAUGCGUGCCAAAUGCAGCCGUACCUGCCUCUGUACGUGUUCAUGUACUAACUGGGGAACAGCCGGCUGCUAUGCAAACCAGCAAUGCUAGCGUAACGAGGGCUUCUGCAACCGCAAUCACAAUUAUGUGUUUGACCAUAUCAAAAAUACUGAUUUUUAAAUUUCCAAACCUAUCCCAGUGCAUAAUACAUCGAAAUUUAAGAUGACUAAUUUAGAAAAAAGAUUACAAAUAUAUUGCAGUGGACAGAUUGCAAAAAAACUUGUUUACCAACAAAAUAACUUUAUAAUAAA